AUGACGACCCUUCGCAUCUCGAAACGGACACGAAUUGGACAAUGGAACGUUAGGACUCUGAUGGAGCCAUCCAGAUUGGCGCAGUUGGAGAACGAGAUGGACCGACUGCAGAUCGCAAUUGCUGGCAUCAGCGAGAUGAGAUGGAGUGGGAAGGGAGCAACAACAUCACAAAGUAAUCUAGUGUUUCAUAGCGGAAGCAGUGAUGGUGGACGAAAUGGAGUAGGGAUUUAUGUUUCGAGGAAAUUUAAACAGACACUUAUCUCCUGGAACCCCGUCUCUGACAGAAUCAUCACCGCCAGAUUCCGAUGCAACGCCAGGCACAUCACCAUCGUGCAAUGCUAUGCCCCAACAGAAGACGCCAGCGAUGACAUCAAAGACGACUUCUACAACGCACUCAUCUCAUCCCUCAACAAGGUCAUAAGAGGCGACAUCAAGAUUCUCAUGGGUGACUUUAAUGCGAAAGUCGGCCCCAACAACACCGGAUUGGAAUCAGCCAUGGGCCGGCAUGGUAUCGGCACGCGAAGUGACAAUGGAGACAGGCUGAUCGACUUAUGCCAGACCUUCCAGUUCCAGAACAGUAUUUCCCCUUCCAGAACAGUAUUUCCCCACAGGGAAGUUCAUAAAUAUACAUGGACAUCUCCAGAUGGAAAUACCCGCAACAAGAAGACCGACCCCCCUGAAUAUACAUCGACUCAGAGAUACUACCCUAUCCUCCAGAAUGGCAACAGCACUACGCGAACAGUUGACACCACAGCGGAACUGCCCUUGGGAACAAACUUGCAGACUACUGAGAAGUACCGCAGAGGAGAUGCUUGGCACGAGACAACGCAGCUGCUCUGA
Drosophila ananassae is the source of this 840-nucleotide messenger RNA. Its product is annotated as craniofacial development protein 2-like. Gene Ontology annotation, molecular function: catalytic activity. Lineage: Eukaryota; Metazoa; Arthropoda; Insecta; Diptera; Drosophilidae. The transcript has a single exon. Gene Ontology annotation, biological process: chromatin remodeling. The coding region runs from base 1 to 840 and encodes 279 amino acids. The record is from RefSeq and is a predicted model, not a curated record. Gene Ontology annotation, cellular component: nucleus.